Capsicum annuum is the source of this 432-nucleotide messenger RNA. RefSeq lists its product as uncharacterized. Lineage: Eukaryota; Viridiplantae; Streptophyta; Magnoliopsida; Solanales; Solanaceae. The record is from RefSeq and is a predicted model, not a curated record. The transcript has a single exon. The coding region runs from base 1 to 432 and encodes 143 amino acids.
AUGGAAGCAUCACUAAGGAUUGUAAAGUAUAUCAAGAAGCAACCUGGUCAAAGAAUCCUACUUUCAAAUAACUCUAAAAAUGAGGUUACUGCAUUUUGUGAUGUAGAUUGGGAAACAUGUCUUAAUACUAGAAGGUCAGAUAUAGGAUUUAUGAUAAAGUUUGGUAAAUCUCUUGUAUCAUGGAAGUCUAAGAAGAAAACUAUGGUUUCAAGAAAUUCUGUAGAGGAAGAAUACAGAAGCUUAGCUACUACUAUUGCUGAACUGACUUGGCUACUUGGAAUAUUGAAAGAAAUAGGAGUUGAAGUGAUGCAACUUGUAAAGGUAUUUAACGAUAGCAAAUCAGCAUUACAGAUUGCUACAAAUCCAGUAUGCCAUGAGAGAACUAAGCACAUAGAAAUUGAUUGCCAUUUCAUAAGAGAAAAGAUUCAAUAA